AUGACUCAGAUCCCCACGCUGCUGAAAAGCGGGAUCUCAAGCGUGAGCAUGAUGGGCAUGGUACACUGGUUCAUUGUUUCUGAUCUGGAUUUUACAGAGGACUCCCGUCCAAGAUGUGGCUGCUCUCAUGGACAGCGCUGCACCUGUGCGCUGAAGAAGGAACCCCACCUGGAUACCGUCCCGGAGACCGGCUUCCCUCAACCCCCAGCUGCGGUUCUGUUGGAUCAGCCCAAGAAGCCGCAGCUGACGUCGACCAAAUCGGAGAGUACCCUGACUAUUUUCCGGGAUGGUCACCACAAGCCGGCUCAUAAACACAACGACAUGGCUCACAAGUGCGGCCUGCCCUAUACGAUACCCCGGUCGCACACCAUUCAUGCGACGUCCGACGUGGCCCGCCGCUCGGUGGACCACCUGCCCUUGGCCCAACCGACCAUGCUCAAUGAAGGUCUCGUUGGCCAGCCUGCAGAACCGUCGCACCCUCACGGACUCCAUCGCCGCGUCAAGUCCGAACAUGGUUCGCCAGAGAGUGCUCCCGUCGUUUCGCCGGACAACGUCCCGACAACCGUUCCCCCACUCGACAUCUCGUCCUUUUUCCCUCAAGUUCAGACAACGGAGAACCCCGGCGACCUUGGCGUUCCCGAACCGGUCUCAAUGCCUAUGAAGACGCCUCUUGACCAGCUUGUGACCUCUGGGUUACCUUUCGAUGUGUCGUCAUACUCAUCCUUCCCUACUACCGCAACAUCGCCUGUCAAUUGCGUGGCAUUCCAAGAUCCAUACAAGGAGCCCUUCUUUACAUCACCAGAGGGCGACAUGUCCCUGGGAUCGACCGCAUUCAGCGCUCCUCCAGUCGAUUGGUCGAGCUUUCCUCUGUACUCCUCGGAAGUUCCGGCUGCGACGAGCACUCAAGCGCCCUCCUACGCAAGCUUCGAUUACAACUCCAUGGGCCCCGGGUUCCCGGCGCCCUCUUCUUCCGGGGAUAUCUCUGAAGCGGAUGAGUUCGCGCCCAUGCCUGGAUUGGGGCGCACUGGCAGCGACCUGCACGACCUCAACAGCGUCAGCGAGGGCUCCGAUAUCGACCAUUACCGCAUCAGCUCGGCAUCCUCAUUUAUCGGACUUCCUCAGGCGCAGCUCCUGGCGUCGAACAACCUGGAGUCGAUCGACAUCGAUGACUUCCUCAAGUCCGCCAAUGAGUCAACGGCCGCGCUGGAGCAUCAACUCCAGGCUAAUAUGGGCUUGGACGCCAAGCCCCUUCCAGCUGAGGACGCCUUUGGCAUGUCGACUGCAGAGGCGUUCAAGCCAAUGAGCACGCCUCCGGGCAGCAUGGCGAUGACGACACCUCCGACGGAUGCCGUUUGGGCCGUGGGGUUAUACGACCCCAACGCCGCGUCCAUGGGCGAUAACAACGAGGCCAAUUUCUAUGUGCCGCCAUGGGUGCAAUAG
Aspergillus ibericus CBS 121593 is the source of this 1440-nucleotide messenger RNA. RefSeq names its product copper fist DNA binding domain protein. Gene Ontology annotation, molecular function: RNA polymerase II cis-regulatory region sequence-specific DNA binding; copper ion binding; DNA-binding transcription factor activity, RNA polymerase II-specific. The coding region runs from base 1 to 1440 and encodes 479 amino acids. The transcript has a single exon. The record is from RefSeq and is a predicted model, not a curated record. Gene Ontology annotation, cellular component: nucleus. NCBI's taxonomy places the organism in Eukaryota, Fungi, Ascomycota, Eurotiomycetes, Eurotiales, Aspergillaceae. Gene Ontology annotation, biological process: intracellular copper ion homeostasis; intracellular iron ion homeostasis; positive regulation of transcription by RNA polymerase II.